This is a messenger RNA of Pecten maximus, 4222 nucleotides long. RefSeq names its product peroxisomal membrane protein PMP34-like. Bases 72 to 1043 code for a protein of 323 amino acids. The transcript is spliced from 9 exons. Gene Ontology annotation, cellular component: peroxisomal membrane. The record is from RefSeq and is a predicted model, not a curated record. Lineage: Eukaryota; Metazoa; Mollusca; Bivalvia; Pectinida; Pectinidae. Gene Ontology annotation, molecular function: AMP transmembrane transporter activity; coenzyme A transmembrane transporter activity; NAD transmembrane transporter activity.
CAAACACACGCUUGCAUUUGACUUUUCACAUGUCGCUCAAUGUAUCAUCAUUAGGCUAGAUCUGUACAACUAUGCAUUCCAAAGUUGACACGAGUACAGACAACAUGAGGACUUCGCUACUGCGACAGGUCCUUUCCUACGGCAAUCUAGUCCAUGCUGUUUCAGGAGCAGCGGGCAGUGUUGUGGCUAUGGUGGUCUUCUAUCCAUUAGAUACUGCAAGAACAAGACUUCAGAUUGAUGAUCACCGGAAAGCCAAGCACUCCCCAGUAGUGAUGGCAGAAAUAGCACGGGAGGAAGGAGUGAUGUCGCUAUACAGAGGUUUGAUGCCAGUACUGACAUCACUGUGCUGCUCCAACUUCGUCUACUUCUACACCUAUAACGGACUGAAGGCUGUAUUCUUGGGCCACACUGGAAAACCUGAUGCUCUCAAGGAUCUUACGUUUGCAUUUAUGGCAGGGGUUAUCAAUGUCCUCGUGACAACUCCAUUAUGGGUAGUGAACACCAGACUGAAGCUUCAAGGUGCCAAGUUUCAAACGGAGAAAUAUCGGGAGAAAAAGAUGCCAGUUUAUAAAGGAAUCCUAGAUGCCCUAUUUAAGAUCACUAGGAUGGAAGGUGUUGAGGCUUUGUGGAAUGGCACUCUUCCAUCAAUCGUCUUGGCCUCCAAUCCAUCUAUACAGUUCAUGGUCUAUGAGAUGGUGAAACGGUACUUCCAAAGGUUGUUGGUGACCAAGGAUCUCAGCGGGCUUUUGUACUUUGUCAUUGGUGCUAUUGCUAAGGCCACUGCUACCAUCAUAACGUACCCUCUUCAAGUUGUGCAAUCACGUCUUCGGGCUGGGUACAACAAAGAAGAAAGGUCAGCAAGUAUACUAAGCUGUUUGAAAGAGCUCAUCAGGCAACAGGGUGUGAAAGGACUCUACAAGGGGAUGGAAGCCAAGUUAUUACAAACUGUGCUCACUGCAGCACUGAUGUUCAUGGUCUAUGAAAAGAUUGCAGCCACCAUUUUCAGCAUCAUGGGCCACAGUCAAGCUCAAACUUCAUUAUGAUCCUGAAUUAAAAAAAUAGAAGUGGAAAUCAACAGAGAUACUGUGUGUGGUUUGGUUUUCUGGGAAUGAAUGUUGUGCAAAAUUUGACUGACUCUUUAAGAGGCCUUGGGUAAUGGUAUUACCGUGUCUCGGGAGUAUAUUUUUGAAACGAUACAGGUGAAUCAUUAUGGUCUACUAGAAAAAGUGUGUUAAGGCAGGGAAGAUUGUAUCCACCGACAAGAAGAAUAAAUGUAUAGCCCCUCAUGGAAAAUGGGGAGUAUGGUUUCCCCUGACGAGUACUAUUAGUCGAUUCCUAUAAAUUGAAUGUUUUUUAUAUCCAGAUUUUAAAUUGAAUGUUGAAUAUUCUAGCUCCAAAUAUAUGAACCUUUAUAACAUCAAGUGUAUCAGACUUGUGAAAACAUCACAUUGUAAUCAUGUUUUAUAAUUAGUUUUUUUUAUAAAUGACCGAUAGAUCAUCAUUUAUAGAACCUUUAUCAUUGAAAGAUUUUUAAUUUAAAUAUUUAUUUCUAUUUCUGCUUUUGCAGAAUGCAAUGGAAGUUUUAUAUAGUAACUAUAUACUCACAGUAAAUGCAUUGUAUAAUUUAAAUAGCAUUUUUACUACAUUUUUACCAUCAAAAUAUCAGAAAUAAUCAAAUUGAUAGUGUCAUUGAUUAUGUAAUUCUCACAAAUCCUAGAAUCAUUGAUUAUAUCUUCCUGAAUACUGAUGAUAUAAAGAAAUUGUAGUGAACCAUCAGAACGGUACUUAUUCUUUUCAACGCACUGGAAUUCGUUAAUAUGCAAAUAGGCCCAACAACCUAUGUAACUGUUGCACAUUUGCUGCAUACAGUACAGUUUUAAAUCAAAUACACUGUUGUAAGUCUUUCAAGCGUUGAGCUUCAUAUCUAGAGCUGUUUUCUUGUUGAAUGUUGAUCAUUGAUACCUGUGUCACAUAGAUGUGGAUGCAGAUUUGUUUUGAUUUAUUUAUUUUUAAAAGGAAAUCAAUAGAAAAUUGAAUAGUUUCCCGUGAAAUGUCAUGUAUUUCACUCCUACAGUAGAAUAUACCGAUAUGUUUCACCACAGCUAAAAUAUCAGUAUUCUAUAAUACUCAUAAAGUUAUAUGAAACAAGAUUCCAUGAAAUAGCCUGCGUGUUUUUAACAUCACAUGUUGAUGCAUGAUGAUACAUUGGUAGCAUUGGAAUAAUAAUUUUCUAUCGAGACCUAUGACAGUAGCUUCAUUUUAAGAGAAUGGUUAAAAGGAAAUCAAAAUUAUCAAAAUAAGUUUAUAGAAAAUUGUGUUUUCUUGUCUUGUUGGUUUACGUCAAGUGCCAUGAUUUACUCUAAACGUUCCAUUUAAAAUUUGUUUUUAAUUAUAAUGUUUGUUGAUGAUUAUCAAAUAUGAAAUACUAUUGUACUGGCAACAUCUGGAACCACAUAGGUCUUCAUUAUUACUAGAUUUCUGAAAGGUUUACUGUGUACCAACGCUUCAUCUGUUAUGUUCUGUGUUGUAUUUGUAUCACUAGUUACCACCAUACUGGUCAUUCAAAAGUCCAAAGGUUUCAAACCUACUUUGGCCUAUAGUGUGUAUCAGAUAAUUAUUUAACAAGAUACAUUUCCCUUUAGGCUUACUCCUAUAACAUAAGAGGCCACUGGUCGGCUCUUUUUCUAUCGGAUAUGAUUUUGCCGACUGUUACACGGCGCCUGUCAAAAGUAUCGCGCCGUGUAAAACCUCUAACAUUGUUGGAGUACCUUUAGGCUAUGCUAUUGUUAAAAGGGGAAAAAAACCUUGAAUGUAAAAGGUAUAGAUAUAUAAUUAAAUGGUGUUUCAAUUUAAAGCAUGUUUCCUUGGUUUAGAGCCAGCACCAGAUAAAAAAAGUGGCUCGAGCAGUGUUUAUUAUGUAUGUGUAUAAUGAAUGUUUUAGUAUUAUUGUUUUUGCACCAGAUAUUCACUUAGCGUGUUUUUUUAAUUGAUACCAAUAUUUUAGUGGAUUUACAUACUUUUUACUCCUUGGAGCUUUAUGAUGAGAAAAUCCGUGGUAUUUGAUAGGUAUCUAAAACAUAUCCGUGUCAGUUUUGUGAUAUUAAACUAUUAAAGUAAAUCGUAUCAAAAGUUUGAUGAUGAAAAGUUGCUAUAAAUAAUUUACUCAUGCAUCUUUGUGACUUUUCCCCGAAUUUUUGGGCUACCUCGUACAUUUUAACAAUGAAACAAACCAAAUUAAGUGUUUCUCUUAACCUCUUAGGCAGUCCUUUGAAAGGCCACUACGAGUUUCAUAACAUUUGUUAGAAAAUAUGUUUACUUUAUUCAGUUUUUAUCUUUCGGUGGAACCCAGAUGUGAUAUUUUGCAUCUGAUUAGCUUGAAUUAUAGGUCCAUGGUAAAAUGGCUGUCCAAAUUUGUCCAAAUAACCUGGCGUACUAUGGAAAUAUUCUUUUAAGAGUUUUGAUAUGGGGGUGGGGGACGGUAUAUGUAUUAUUCAGUGUUGUAAUAGAAGGGACCAUUCCAUGAUAGUCAGAUUUUGGGAUAGUCAGAUUUUGGUAUCCAGUAUGGACACACACAUUAUUGAUUAUUAAGUGAAACAAAUAUAUACCGUAAUUGGACUAACAUUGUGUUAUUUAAUCUUGAAAUAUAAUUCUUCUGCUAGUAUUCUACGAUCAUAUCUUCAGCAUGUAGUGGGAUAUGUUGGAUUUUGUAGCCUGACACCAUGUAUGGUAUAUGGCCCCUACACCAGAAAUGGUGUCAGGGCCAGAGGAAACUGGGGCUAGGAUGCUGUGUGCUAGCUAUUGAAAUAUUAUAAAGACCAUCUACAAUCAAAUUGGUUAAUUAACAGUUGUGACAAAAUAAAUAGUGUACAAACUCCAGUUUUAUUGAUAUUACAGAAUUCCUUAGGCUCUGUGGAGUUGUACUAUGAAAUAUACAUAUGGUUGAAAGUACAGCUAAAGCUGGAAAUACUGAAAAUUUUGAAUAGAAAAGUGAUCGGUACGUUACAUGGUAUUGACUAUGAUUUAUCUAACAAUUAAUUACAUGGUAAUAUAUACAUUACAUUAUAUGAAUACUUGUUGAUUUAAUGAUAUUUUUUUUUAUUUUUUUUAACUUUUACUUAUUACAAUAUUCAGAAAUUGUAUUGCACAACAUAAGUGUGUUAUAUGAAGUAAUUUUAGUUAUGGUGGAUAUCAAAAUUUGUUUGGAUUAAAUUUUUGCAUGAAA